AUGAACGUAACCAACAGAGGGGAUAAAAGAUCAAGAAUCCUGAAAAUUCCAAGAAACGGAUCUCCUUGUAGAAAGGUCCUACUGCUGAAGCUGCAAAAUGCAUACAUCAUGCUCAUCGACAAAGGGCAAUUGUGGAGGCUGGUCACAUCUUCCUUUUUACAUGCAAAUGUUGGGCACCUAAUGGUUAAUUGUUAUUCUUUAAAUUCAGUUGGUCCUACCAUGGAGAAGAUCAGUGGUCCUAAUAGAUAUCUUGCACUCUACUUCGCCUCUGCAAUUGCAAUGGUUUCGAGAAAAUCAGGUUCAGCGAUGAGUUAUUGGUUCAGUGAGGCACCUGCAGUUGGUGCAUCAGGGGCAGUCUUUGGAUUAGUUGGAUCUCUUGCUGUCUUCGUCAUGAGGCAUAGAGGUCUGGUUGGACGUGGCAAAGAAGAUCUACAGCACAUAGCACAUGUAAUUACCGUAAAUAUGACAGUUAAAGGUCAGAAAUUUGGGCAUCUAGGAGACACCAACUAG
This is a messenger RNA of Prunus armeniaca (apricot), 510 nucleotides long. NCBI's taxonomy places the organism in Eukaryota, Viridiplantae, Streptophyta, Magnoliopsida, Rosales, Rosaceae. The record is from the annotation of a GenBank genome assembly.